AGUAGAUAAACAGACAAUCUUAGCAAGAUUACACAUGUGAUCAUGAAAAGUAAGGUGAAGGCAAUUUCACGUGUAUGAUGUCUUCUAAACGUGAACAGCGUCUAUAAUAACAAUUGAUGUGAUGCAAAGCUUUAAAACGUUGUUUUGGUCAAGUCGCAACGGAUUAGAAACUGGCGAUUAAGUUAUUACUGGUUCAGUCCGACGAACCCGCAACUCGCUUUCAACAAUAGACUUCGUUGUGCUAUUGCGAACAGCCAUUGGCAACCAAUCCUUAUUUAAGGAAUUUUUGGUUUUAUUGGAUCAAGGAAAAUGGCAGUGCAAGCAUCGUGUAUGGAGCUUGCAUUGGAAGGUGAAAGACUUUGCAAAGCGGGUGACUGCCGCACAGGAGUAAGUUUCUUCGAAGCAGCGGUCCAAGUCGGGACAGAAGAUUUGAAGACGCUAAGUGCGGUAUAUAGCCAAUUAGGGAAUGCCUACUUCUAUCUACAAGAAUACGAGAAAGCCCUGGAAUUUCAUCGCCAUGACUUAACCCUAGCAAGAACACUGGGAGACAGAGUUGGGGAGGCUAAAGCAAGUGGAAAUCUUGGGAACACCUUAAAGGUUUUGGGAAAAUUUGACGAAGCCAUAGUUUGUUGCACUCGACAUUUAGAUAUUUCACGGGAACUCGGUGAUAAGAUUGGUGAAGCCAGAGCCUUGUAUAACCUUGGAAAUGUGUAUCAUGCUAAAGGUAAACACUUUGGUCGAAAUUUCCACCAAGAUCCUGGAGAAUUUCCUGAAGAAGUGCGGUCUGCACUGGAAAGAGCUAUUGAAUUCUAUGAAGCCAAUCUUUCCAUUGUGAAAGAACUUGGGGACAGAGGUGCACAAGGGAGAGCCUGUGGCAAUCUUGGCAACACUCACUACUUGUUAGGAAACUUUGAACUGGCAAUCAUGUUUCAUGAGGAGAGGUUAGUCAUUGCAGAGGAAUUUCAUGACAAGCCAGCAGAGAGACGUGCUUGUAGUAACCUUGGUAAUGCGCAUGUUUUCCUUGGGGAGUUUGAGGUUGCAGCUGAAUAUUACAAGAGAACACUGGCUAUAUCACGUGAACUUGGAGACAGGGCGAUUGAGGCACAGGCCUGUUACAGUUUAGGAAACACUUACACUUUACUCAGAAAUUACCAGGAGGCAGUGAAAUACCAUUCCAAACAUUUGGAGAUUGCUCAGGAAUUGGGUGACAGAGUCGGCGAAGGUCGGGCUUGUUGGAGUUUAGGAAAUGCACACACAGCGUUAGGCAACCACGAAACAGCUCUGGACUACGCGCAGAGACAUUUGGGUAUCUCGAAGGAGGUUGGAGAUCGUACUGGGCAAAUAACGGCGCAGAUGAACAUCUCUGACCUUCGGGCCUUACUUGGAAUUGAAGACGAUUCUCACGAUACGAACUCAAACAACUCAGCUCCUGGAAUUGCUGAGGGCGCGCAUCGAAGCAGCCCCGGAUCCAUAAAACAACUCUUCAACAAAAAAUCCAGUAAUUUUGAAGGAGACAAGAGGAAACUGGAGUCGGCUGCAUCCGCUGAUGGUGUGACCAAACCUCGUUCGUCGUCGGUGAAUUCGAGGAAACCUGUGGAUCACGAUGAUGUCCAAGUUCGUGUUCGCUCUGCUGAGAAACAGAAUGAUCAUGCGUUGAACGAGGACUUCUUCGAAUUCCUGAGUCGUUGCCAAGGUAACCGAAUGGAUGAACAACGCUGCGAGCUCCCUAAACCAAUCGAAAAGAGCAAGAGUACGGAAGACAUGCUGGAUAUGGUGGAAAGAGUACAAGGAGCCAGAAUGGAAGAACAGCGGAGUGAUCUUCCUUUCGAUGAUGACCCGUCUCAGAUAAGGAGACUGCCAAAGAGACGAGACAACCCUGGUGAUGAAGACCUGUAUGAAAUGGUGCUGCGAAGUCAAUCCCACCGUAUAGAGGAUCAGCGCUCAGAGCCGCCGCCCAAUGCGCCCACAGUACCUGACGAGGACUUCUUUGGUCUGAUACUUCGCCUGCAGUCAAAUAGAAUGGACGAUCAGCGGUCGUCUGCUCCUGGAGGUCGCAAACCUCAAAUACAACCCAGGCGAUAGAGUGAAGUGAAGCUGUGGACACUUGUAGCCUUGUAUUUUUUGAAUGAAGUAGUGCGGUUUGUAAUCGUGUUCAAAGAUGUCUAGCUGGGCUAGAACGCCAAAACGUUCAAUCAUGAAACGCCACAAGUAUUAACGAAAACACGAGCUUGAACGUAUAUACUAGACGGGGAUUGGCAAUUUCAUUGUUUGAAGGAAAAAAGGUUAAAAUUUAACCGGCGUACUGUAGUAGCUUAGUUUUGCUAAGAAAACCUUUGAAAGGACUGCCUUUACUGAGCUUUUCAAGCGAUUUAAUUUUUGUGUGAUAAAAAAUGCGACAAACAAAAUUUCAUGGCAGAAAGUCUUUGAUGUCGCAGAGUAGGUUAGUACGUAUCAUUCCACUUUGGAACUUUUGACCGCAUUUUACCAAUAGAGCUGUAAAAUAGUUAGAGGGUGUGGCCAAUUUUUAGCCAGGCAAAUGUAGAAAAUUUAAAUAUUUAAAGUGCACAUGAGGUAUAGAUACUGGCUUUUCAACGAUUCUAAGUGUUCUUUGUGACUCUUAUUAACAGAUGAACAAAGCAAAUACUAUUUUCCGACGUUACGUUUCGUAUAACAUAAAUAUAUCAUGGUACUUAUAGGAAACGUAAUAUUGUGGCUAAGGGGAAAAGAUUUGGGUGAUUUUUUUAUCAUUUUAACCCUUAUCGAAGUGUUUAUUUUUUAGAACUCAACGUCGUCAUCAGAUUUAUGUAUUUUUGGGACUUAAUAGAGCAUAAAUUUUAAAUACUCGUAGCACCUUCAAAAAUUUGAACGUCUCUCGUACCUUCCUUAUUUAUUUAGGUCUGAUAUCUUAAGUGAAAAUGUAGAAUACACCCUCGCCACAAUGAUUAUCGUAAUGGGAAUAUAAUUAAUUUUAGGAAAAAAUCUAUUUCUUUACCAUCGGAUAGAUUUUUACACUUGUGAAAUAAGUUUGGCAAUUCGUGCUUCGUUUUAUUUUUGUAUUCACCACAUGUACAAAGAGAGUAAUGAAAGAGAAUUUCAAUUCUACUUGAA
This is a messenger RNA of Stylophora pistillata, 3108 nucleotides long. RefSeq lists its product as uncharacterized. Gene Ontology annotation, cellular component: cell cortex. Lineage: Eukaryota; Metazoa; Cnidaria; Anthozoa; Scleractinia; Pocilloporidae. Gene Ontology annotation, biological process: establishment of mitotic spindle orientation. Gene Ontology annotation, molecular function: G-protein alpha-subunit binding; GDP-dissociation inhibitor activity. The record is from RefSeq and is a predicted model, not a curated record.